Limanda limanda (common dab) is the source of this 1881-nucleotide messenger RNA. RefSeq names its product neuropilin and tolloid-like protein 2. The annotation marks the transcript as partial. Gene Ontology annotation, molecular function: protein binding. The transcript is spliced from 9 exons. The record is from RefSeq and is a predicted model, not a curated record. NCBI's taxonomy places the organism in Eukaryota, Metazoa, Chordata, Actinopteri, Pleuronectiformes, Pleuronectidae.
UUUACAGCGUGGGUACUCUUCUUCCUAAUAGAAGAGGGUUUCGCUCUGGCACAGAGAGCUAAAGAGGUCCAGAGCGAACAUGGUGCCCAGAGCCCCAACCAGAACGACUGUGGCACGUGGGUGCGUAACAUCAAUGGGGGGGUGUUCACGUCGCCGAACUACCCCAACACCUACCCACCCAACAAGGAGUGUGUCUACAUCCUGGAAGCCCUCCCUAGACAAAGGAUUCAGCUGGCUUUCGAUAAGAAUUACUACAUUGAGCCCUCGUUUGAGUGCCGCUUUGAUCACAUAGAAAUCCGUGAUGGGCCGUUUGGGUUCUCACCGAUGAUCGAUCGCUUUUGCGGGGGAAAGAACCCGGGCCUGGUCACGUCAACGGGACGUUUCAUGUGGAUCAAGUUCACCAGUGACGAGGAGCUGGAGGGUCUUGGCUUCCGCAUCAAGUACACCUUCAUUGCAGACCCUGAUUUCCAUUUGCACGUGGGUGGACUGCUAAACCCCAUACCAGACUGUCAGUUUGAAAUUGGCGGAUGGGAUGGGAUUAUCCGCUCCAGUCAGGUGGAAGAGGAAGAACGAGUGAAGCCUGGUGAUGCUCUGGACUGCAUCUGGACCAUCAGGGCGCCCCCUCAGUCCAAGAUCUACCUGCGCUUCAUGGAGUACCAGAUGGAACACUCUAAUGAGUGCAAGAAGAACUUUGUGGCCGUGUACGACGGCAGCAGUGCCAUCGAGAACCUCAAGGCCAAGUUCUGUAGCACCGUGGCCAAUGACGUGAUGUUGGAUAAUGGCGUGGGCGUCGUGCGAAUGUGGGCCGAUGAGAAGAGUCGACUCAGCCGGUUCCGCAUGCUCUUUACUUCCUUUGUUGACCCCCCGUGUUCGUCCAGUACGUUUUUUUGCCAUAGCAACAUGUGUAUUAACAACUCUCUGGUGUGCAAUGGGGUCCAGAACUGUGUCUACCCAUGGGAUGAAAACCACUGCAAAGAGAAGCGAUCAAAGGGGCUUUUCCAUCAGAUCACUAAGACCCAUGGCACUGUCAUUGGUGUCUCGUCGGGGAUUGUUCUGGUUCUUCUCAUUAUCUCCAUCCUGGUCCAAAUGAAACAGCCAAGAAAAAAGGUUGUAGCACGUCGACCCGGUGUUUUCAACAAGGCUGGAUUCCAAGAGGUGUUUGACCCUCCGCACUACGAGCUUUUCUCUCUACGGGACAAGGAGAUCUCCUCAGACCUUGCUGACCUGUCUGAGGAGCUGGACAGCUUCCACAAGCUGCGGCGCUCCUCCACCUUGUCCCGCUGUGUCCACGAGCAUCACUGUGGCUCACAAGGCUCGGUGGGCACUGGUGGCGGCAGUAUGAAGCACAGUCGCACCACCCUGAGCUCUAUGGAGCUGUCCUACCACAACGACUUCUCCAAGCCACCGCCCAUGAAGACUUUCAACUCCACGGCCAGCUACAAGAAGAGCUGCUACGGCUACAAGCAGCACUCACAGACUCACGACUGCGACCAGCAGGUCAUUGAGGACCGCGUCUCGGAGGAGAUGCCAUGUGAGAUCUACGGCCGCGGUGGCGGAGGAGUGUUAGGAGGAGCCGCAGGUGGAGGAGCAAUGGGAGGCCCAUCAGGAAUAGCAGGAGGAGGAAUUGGAGGGCCAGUGGGGAUAACAGGAGGAUUGGCGAUGGGUGGAGGAAUGGGUAUGCCGGGUGGAGGAAUGGGUAUGCCAGGUGGAGGAAUGGGUAUGCCGAGUGGAGUGGGCAUGGCAGGGCCAAGUGGCAUUGCUGGAGGUAUCGGUGGUGGGAUGGCGGGAGCCUGUGGAACCCUCAGUGUCCGUGGCACAAGCGCUCGUAACAGCACCACCAUAGUUGAUCCCCAACAGCGCUCCAUUUCCAUGGACUUCUAG